UGAGUAGUUUGAAGGUCUUGUUGAGUUUGAACGGGAUCCUGGACCUGCAAUGAGUUUGAAGGGUUUGUGAGAGUGUCCGGGACUCAUUGCUGUUUUUUUAGUGGAGUUCUAGUAAUUCUCCUCUUCUGCUUUGGGGAGCAUCCACGGCAAGAUGUCGGAGCCAUCUGGAAUCCCCAGCAGCCCUGGACGGGCGGCGAUGACCAGUAGUCCAGGCCGUAUUCAUGGCCUGGAGACUGACGUCAGCAGUCCCGGCCGCGACUUGCCGCCGUUCGCUGAUGAAAGCGGAAUACUGGGAACUGAGCCCGAUGUUGUCGAUGAGGCCAUCGACGAGGAGGAGGAGGAGGGCGAAGACCUGUUCGGUGACAAUAUGGAGCGAGACUACCGUGCCAUUCCUCGUCUCGACGUCUAUGAUCGUGAUAUCCUGGACGAGAGUGACUACGAUGCCCUGUCGCCAGGCGCACGGGCACGUGUUGAAGCCGAUCUGCGCAAGCGGGACCGCGCUGAGGCCAUUGCCACUGGUCGUCUUCGCCGUGACCUUCUCUACGAUGAGGAGGAAGAAGAUGAGCACGAGCCGCCUGCACGUCGCCGGAAGCUGGCUGACCGUGCCGACCAGUACGGUAUGGACGACGAGGAGAUGCCAGAAGCGAUAGAGAACUUGGAAGACACGAAGGGGCACUCUGUACGCGAGUGGGUGUCAAUGACCGCACCGCGACAGGAGAUCAAGAACCGCUUCAAGCAGUUCUUGAAGACUUACGUGGACGCUAAUGGCAUCAGUGUAUACAAGGAGAAGAUUAGAACCAUGAUUGAAGCCAACAAGCAGAGUCUGGUGGUCAACUACAAUGAACUCGCUUCUCAGUGGCAAGUCAUUGCCUACUUUCUUCCAGAGGCACCUGCAGAGGUGUUGAAGAUCUUUGACGAGGCUGCAAAGGAGUUUGUGCUCUCUUUGUUCCCCAACUAUACUCGCAUUGCUGACUACAUCUACGUGAGAAUAUCAGACCUGCCGCUCAUGGAAGAGCUUCGUUCCCUAAGGCAGCUUCAUCUGAACCAACUCAUCCGCACAAUGGGUGUAGUCACCCAUAGCACUGGUAUCCUACCGCAACUCAACAUGGUCAAGUUCAACUGUGUGAAAUGUGGCUUUGUCCUGGGACCAUUCCACCAAAGUCAGACUGACGAGAUCAAGCCAGGAUCUUGCCCUGAGUGCCAGUCCCAUGGCCCAUUCGACGUCAACAUGGAGCAGACUGUUUAUCAGAAUUACCAGCGAGUAACCAUCCAAGAAAGUCCCGGUAAGGUGGCUGCUGGUCGAUUGCCCCGCUCCAAGGAUGUGAUCCUGUUGGCAGACUUGGUCGACUCGUGCAAGCCCGGGGACGAGAUUGAGUUAACAGGUAUCUACCAUAACAACUAUGAUGGUUCACUGAACACUGCCAACGGAUUCCCCGUCUUUGCCACCGUCAUCCUGGCCAACUACCUCACGCGGAAAGAGGAUCGUCUUGCCGUUCAGAGCUUGACCGAUGCCGACAUCAAGCAGAUUGUGGAGCUCAGCAAGGACGAGAAGAUAGGAGACAGGAUUGUCGCCAGUAUCGCACCGUCCAUUUACGGGCACACAGACAUCAGGCGAGCCAUUGCCCUGGCUCUCUUUGGCGGUCAGGCAAAGGAUCCCGGUGGCAAGCACAAGUUGCGCGGUGAUAUCAAUGUACUGGUCUGCGGGGAUCCCGGCACGGCCAAGUCGCAGUUUCUCAAGUACGUCGAGAAGACAGCCUCACGCCCAGUCUUCACCACCGGUCAGGGCGCGUCUGCGGUCGGCUUGACGGCCUACGUGCAGCGCCAUCCGGUCACCAGGGAGUGGACGCUGGAGGCUGGCGCUCUCGUCCUGGCAGACCGUGGAGUGUGCUUGAUUGAUGAGUUUGACAAGAUGAACGACGCAGACCGUACCAGUAUUCACGAAGCCAUGGAGCAGCAGAGCAUCUCCAUCUCCAAGGCUGGAAUUGUUACGUCACUUCAGGCACGCUGCAGUAUCAUUGCCGCCGCCAAUCCCAUCGGUGGCCGCUACGACCCUUCCAUGACAUUCGCCAACAAUGUGGAUCUUACUGAGCCCAUCCUUUCUCGUUUUGACAUCCUUUGCGUCGUUCGUGAUAUGGUCGACCCGGUCGAGGACGAGCGUCUUGCUCGCUUUGUUGUGGGCAGCCACACGCGCCAUCACCCCAACGCAGGAGCUGCCAAUGGAGCAGAUGCCGUUGUGGAGGAGGAGCCACGUGAAGUGGACUUGGUUCCCCAGGACAUUCUUCGCAAGUACAUCAUGUAUGCACGGGAGAAGAUUUAUCCACAACUGCAACAGAUGGACCAGGAUAAGGUGGCCAAUCUCUACUCGGAGUUGAGAAAAGAAUCACUGGCCACUGGCAGUAUUCCAAUCACAGUUCGACACAUCGAGUCGAUUAUCCGUAUUGCUGAGGCACACGCAAGGAUGCAUCUCAGACAGUAUGUGCGCAACGACGAUGUGAACAUGGCCAUUCGAGUUAUGCUGGAGAGCUUCAUUGACACUCAGAAGUUCGCUGUCAUGCGCAACAUGAGAAAGGCCUUCCAGCGCUUCUUGUCCUACCAGCGUGACAACGAUGAGCUUCUGUCGUUCAUUCUCCGUCAGUUGAUUCGCGAUCAGAUUGCGUAUCAGCGCAACAUUCAUGGUGGCGAUGUGGAGAUCGUCCAGGUGUCCGAGGAAGACUUUGUCGAGCAUGCGCGUCAGCUCAAUAUCUCCAACGUCUCGAGCUUCUACAAGACCGACGUCUUCCGCAGAGUCAACCGCUGCACAUACGAUGGCUCGCGCAAGCUCAUUGUCCACACACUGUUUGCUUGAGCAGGUCGUCCUGUGAGGCGUGACAUUCUGCUCUGACACUCUCAAAAAUGUGCCCGAUGCGAAAGGAGGCUGACUGAACAUUUGAUUUCAAUGCUGGACCAGUUAUGCUCUGGCACGUACAGGACUUGUGUGAAAGUGUGACCCACGGUGCAAGUACAGUACUGUACAGUACUGGUGUCUACUUGUUUUAGGGAUUUUUACGGGAUUGUUUUUCUUUGCUGAUUUUCAUAGUGCUAAUGUUUCUUAUGCUGCUGAGCGAUGGUUCUGUCUCUUCUUUUACAUGAGCUUUUAUACCCUUUUUAGUGACUUCCUAGUUGCUUGAUAUCUUUGACUCGCGCUACUGUACAGUAUUGGAUGUUUUUUUUUUACUGCCGUUUUAAUCUUUCUCUCCAGUGGCUUCUUCCCACUCUUGUACAUAGACGUAUUCUGAUGUUAUUCUUGAUUUUUGGCCCGAUGGGCUGCUCUGCAUGGAUGCAGGAUGGGCUCAUGUGCAUACAUGUAUGUAGUGAGAAUCAACUGCACUAUAGUGUGCUUGUUAGUACAUAUA
Molecule: messenger RNA, 3392 nt
Organism: Sycon ciliatum
Lineage: Eukaryota; Metazoa; Porifera; Calcarea; Leucosolenida; Sycettidae
Product: DNA replication licensing factor mcm2-like
Exons: 21
Coding region: 152-2845 (897 amino acids)
Biological process (GO): double-strand break repair via break-induced replication; mitotic DNA replication initiation; DNA replication
Cellular component (GO): nucleus; MCM complex
Molecular function (GO): single-stranded DNA helicase activity; single-stranded DNA binding; 3'-5' DNA helicase activity
Source: RefSeq, a predicted model, not a curated record